AUGCUGGUAGGGGGAAGCUGGGCUUCUCUGCCUCUUGUGUGGCUGGUGGGGUGCUUGGCGGGGGAUCCGGCGGGUUACAGACGGAAGGUGUCUCUGGAAUACAACCCUGGUUCAAACAGCUCCUCUGACAACCUCUUGCACGUCCGGGCUGUGGGCCACAAUGAUACAAUCCAUUAUGUGUGGAGCACCAUUGGGGCACCCACGGUGCUGCUGGUGUACACAGGAAGUCAGAACAGCACCCUCCAUGUGAACUGGACCAAACUCUUAUCUCCCUCUCCCUCGGGAGCCAUCCACAUUGAACCCGCCAGCAGUGUCUUAUAUUCCUCAGCAGUGAUCUUCGCCAAGGUGUUUGAGUACAAUGGCGUCAACACGUCAGAUCUCUUCAAAGUCCCUGACGAUGACUUCUACCCCACCUACAAUUUGGCCAAUUUUACCUGGGAAAGCCUCGGUGGUAAGAUCAACGAGACCAUGCUGACAGCUACAUUUCAGGGUGUUUCCUCGAGCCCCCAUGGAGCCUUUGGGAAUGGCAGUAUAUCCUUCCAGAUGGCACAGCUGGUUUCUGUGCCAGACAACCACAGCACCAUGUCCAGCUUCUUCCAGUGGAAGACGACUGCAUACAGUUCUCAGCGUCCUGAGCGGGCGGACACAAUCCACUGCCAGUAUUAUCCUCUGCAGACAACAAACUGCACGGUUCCCAGGUCUAGCAUAGCCCACGCCUACUUUGGGGAGGAGCUUGAGAGUCACCAUGGUGUGGCCGCCAUCAAUAUUUCUUUUGGCAGUGAGGACAGUGAAGCCUAUGAUGAGAAACGCUACUUGAGCUGGUCUGCCUUGGUUGGAUUUGGUGAACCACCGAAGGACACUUUUUCCACCUUAGUGAUUGCCAUCCUUGCGGUUGGGUUAGGGACUCCAGUGGUGCUGCUGGUUGCAGGGAGCAUCACUGCCCUUUUCACACAGAAGAGACGGUAUUCUGAAUACGAACCGAUCAAUUGAUCAUUGUGAAGCCAGAGGCCAGUGGUUGUCCCGGGCUGUGUGACCAAACUUACUUUGAACUUUUUCUGGCGUUUGUUCCAAAGGGAAGCUGCUGUUGGGGAGAGUUAUUUACAUUUGCUACAGGGUUUCCUCAUGGUGGCGUAACUGAUCUCUAAAUCAGGUUCUCGGAGUGGAUGUUCUCAU
Molecule: messenger RNA, 1173 nt
Organism: Gekko japonicus
Lineage: Eukaryota; Metazoa; Chordata; Lepidosauria; Squamata; Gekkonidae
Gene: GLMP
Product: glycosylated lysosomal membrane protein
Exons: 5
Coding region: 1-990 (329 amino acids)
Cellular component (GO): lysosome
Source: RefSeq, a predicted model, not a curated record